AUGGAAGUUGAGGUUUAUAGUCUACGCACCAACUCCUGGAAAGUGAUUGAACAUGCUCCUCGGUUAAAUUGCCUGUGGUGGCUCAUGGGGUAUGAGGUUUGCAAUGGAAUAGUAUACUGGCUGGUAUAUGAUGAUCGUCACAGGAUCGUGUCGUUCGACACCGGGACUGAAAUAUUUGAUGAAUUGCUGGUUCCAGAUUCCAUAUUGCCUAUUAAUGGUUUUGUCAAGAUUCAAGUGUACAAGGAAACCAUAUGCUUGCUUCAAGGUACUACGAAUGUUGAUUUCUGGGUUCUGCAACAAGGGUCUUUUCAAAAGCUGCGCACUAUUUUUCUGCCAAAUUAUGCCCCUCUAGGCUUAUUUACAGAUAAUGGACUCUUGGUACAAGAAAAAUCAACACACAGUGAGCUAGAUUUGUUUGAUCUUGAAUCCAACCAUCUUAAGAGUACCGGAAUCCUGAUCUGCGAUAUACUUACAAAGGAAGUCUAG
Fragaria vesca subsp. vesca is the source of this 486-nucleotide messenger RNA. RefSeq lists its product as uncharacterized. Lineage: Eukaryota; Viridiplantae; Streptophyta; Magnoliopsida; Rosales; Rosaceae. The transcript has a single exon. The record is from RefSeq and is a predicted model, not a curated record. Bases 1 to 486 code for a protein of 161 amino acids.